AUGGCGUCUGAACACAAGAUUCAUCGACCAUAUGUGCUGGCCACUUUGCCCCGCCCUCUUGACCACACUGGUGGUCGUAUUGUUGCUCGCGAGGUCUAUGGUUUACGGCCUGGCCAAAAAAAGAAGAAGCGUAUGGAGCUAGCCGUUGGAGUUGAUGGUGAAACAGCCAGUAUAUACGAUGUUCCUGCGUCGCGACUCAUCACAUCGUAUCCCAUCCCACCUCAAGAAUCCUUCACCUGCGCUCCGUACUCUAUUAGACUACGGCGGUCAGGCAGCGAAGAUGUGUAUCGGUAUACAUAUAUUGCUACAAGAGAUGCCAAGUCAUACAAAGUUACAUUGUUCAGAGAUGUCGUACAUCCAGAUGGCAAGACUACAACAUCAACAACUUCUCAGACUCUGCGAGCAUCCCCGAUUCACAUUACUGGCUCCUCUUCUACUACAUCCUCAUUAUCGGGAAACACAGUAGGAGAUGUCGUAGCUAUCUGCGAAGAUGGGCAAGUUAUUUAUCUGACAGGCGAAGACCUCACCCUGCAAUGGUCUUCCCCAUUCAAGCCAGCCAUCCAAGAUGUUAUUGCGGGAGCCAUUGAAAGCCUACGAGUGGAGUAUGUCUCAUCUGGAAGUGUGACCGACUUUAGAGAGGGAGUUUUCAAAAGCAGGCUGGAAAUUUUCAGCGCAUUGCCUCGGGCCCUCGACGUUGACCCCUCGCUCAUCUUCGUCGUCGUCAAAAGCGCUUCCGAAGGAAAGUCAACCCGCCAUCUUUUGGUCCUGGCUACUUUGCCAGGCGGAGCUGCUGCUGCACCUGGCGUACAGAAUUUGAUUCCUCUGGACAUCAGUCCCCUUCCAGCCAACUCCUCCCGAGAAGAAUCACCGGUUUACGAGGUGGACAUUCACUCAGGCUUUCUCACAGAACUCGCAAACGAUGUGCUCAGUGUUUACGAUAUUACCAGUGCGGUUCCGAAAAAGAAGUCUAUGAUCCAAAUGGCUGGCACACAGUCAUUUAUACGUCUCUCAAGACCAUUCCUUCUCACCACAUCCACGGAUUCGAUGGUCUUAUACAACCACCAAUACAGCUCUGUGCACGGAAGGGCUGAUUUGGAUCUAUCUGAACUCCCAGCCGAAGACCAACAGGCACGAAAUUGCCAAUUAAUUACCUACUUUCGCAGCCAGGAUCUCGCCAUUGCUUUGAUCGACAAUGUGCUAGUUUCCAUUCACGUGGAGCCUCCUCAUUAUCAUGGGAAGCGACGCAAGGAAGGGCUAUUGAUUGACUCGAUUGGUAGAGGGGCACCAUUCGAGGUGCAAACAAAGCCCUCAAAGGGCGAGUCAGUGUCUGCGGAAUUUUCCCGCCUAAUCCCUGGAAGCAUGACUGAAGAGUACCUGGUCGCAUACCACAAGGAAAUCCUAGCAGCCAACGAAAUGCUGGCCAACAACGCCUUAGGAAAAUGGGAAGACCUACUACGGCAAAAAUUCGGCUUGAAAAACCAGAAUGAUCCUGCCUUGGCGAAUGGGGAGGCAACCGUGGAGGCUCAAGAGCUACCCGAAUGGGACUGGCAAACAGAGACUGGUUCAUACCCCCCUGUUGACAGACGAUGGGUGAUAUAUGCGAUAAGCCAAGUCUUCUCAGUGGAGACGACCUCAUCUGACGAACCGAAGCCUGAACUACGCUUGGCUCUCCCAGACAGCAACGUCACAACUUACCUGGUUGUUGCAGGUCACUUGACAAUCUCCAACUUGAUUUCAGCCUUCCGCGACGUGCUUCCUCUGGAAGCUUCGGGGAUCAAGGCUGUGGCCAGAGACUUAAUCCACAGCCUCACUGAUGCUGAUCCGUCUAUGACACUCUUGCUGAACUACCUGCAAGCCACAAAGUUGGGGGAAGUAGAGCUGUUGCUUGCAAUCAGAAGCCUUAUGCUGAGCAUGGAUUUACUCCCGGAUACGAACAAGCUGAAUAAGCUUAAGCUGUUGGCAAAUGAAGCUCACGAAGAAGGCGAUACGCAGGAAGUGGACCUGGAUGAUCUCGAAAGAGAAAUUGCUGUCACCGAGCAUUACUUAGGAGACGAGUCAAGCAGCCGCUCCCGCGGCUUGACUCUAGCAUUCACAAAGCUGUGGCGCAUUCCAGCCAUUGCGACGGUCAAAGCUCUCCGUGAUACAGUCCGAACCGAAGAGGUGCUAGCUUUCAUCUACAUACUUAGAGUGGAAUUGGUUCGCGGAGCCUGGACAACCCUGUACAUUGAUCCCACUAGCCUUGACUCUGAAGGCAACGAUCCUCCCCCGGAUGGCGUCAUUACCCUCAUUGCAGACCUACUCGGACGGUGCCUGGAUGCAGUCGGUGCUGGAGGAUGGCUGUUUAACGAUGCUAUGACCUGGGCGGACAAGACUGAGACCGGUGACUUUUUGACCGCCCUAAAACUGGAGGUUGCUGCAGCCCUGGAAGGCUUGGAGGAAGCUGUUCUCCUCAACGGCAUUGUGGGUGAGGCUGUACGGUAUGGGCUUACAGCAGAGAAGAACUGGGCGGCACGUCAGGUUUGGACCCCAAACAAACCCAUUUCUUUGCACUUGGAGGGCAAAGAGUCUCGACUUCUGCCACUUGGGCUGAAGAUGAAAUUGCUCCCUACCAGAGAAAAGGUGGUUUCCGGUGGUGAGGUUGUUAAUCGCACCUCACGAGAAACGGGACAUAUGAUAAGUCAAAAAGUGGAGGCUUAUUCACUCGAGAAGCUGGCUAUUUGA
Molecule: messenger RNA, 2721 nt
Organism: Metarhizium brunneum ARSEF 3297
Lineage: Eukaryota; Fungi; Ascomycota; Sordariomycetes; Hypocreales; Clavicipitaceae
Source: RefSeq, a predicted model, not a curated record